AUGGGGCUAACCCAACUACCCGCUGAAACCCUAUGGGCCAUCGCAUCCUACUCCCCCCCUCCAAAGAGACGCCUACGCCUUGAUCAAAACCAACCGCCAUACCACAGUGUGCAGAUCAACUUCUACCGCGGCUUUCAGGGUCCACCGCCAGAGUAUACUCGCACCAGGCCGCGAACUCGUGAACUCAACCCCCCGCCACUUUUCCUCGCCGCGCAUUCUGGGCACCUGGAAGUGGUUAAGUUGUUGCUUGAGCGAGGCGCAGAUGCAAAUCUCUACGCGCCGUUGCCGCUAUAUGGCGCUGUUGAGGAUACUCGGCGGGAUAUCAUUACCCUGCUGUUGAAGUACGGCGUGGGGUCGCAGACAGCCGCGUUAAAGCUGGCCGUGCUACGCGGGGAUGAGAGUAUGGCGCGUUUUUUUCUUGAUAAUGGUUUCAGGGUGCAGAAGUAUGGCUGUUCUGCGCUGUAUGCUGCUAAGAUGAAGGGUGACCGAGAUAUGGUGGACUUGUUGGAGUCCCGGGGUGCGAUACUGGGGUUACUUGGUGAGGGUGAUAGGGAGAAUUGGGAUGAAGAGGAUGGGGAUGGUAAUUGGCGUCCUGGUCGUGUGCGUACUAUGUUUGUCCAUUGGUGUGAUGAGGUGGUUGAGGAGAGUGAUGCAGAGGAAGAUGAUUGAUUGGGUCCCAGUGUAGGGAUGAAGAUGGCUGUCGUAGGUUUAUUAGGGUUUGUGGGGACAAGGUAUCUGCGCAAAAUGUAUAUCGGAUUGAGGGGGAUGAAGUAGAGAUUAAGAAGGAUAUAGAAGGAUAUAGAAGAAGGAUAUAGAAGGACAGAAGAAACUGGAGGAGGCGCUAAAUUAGGGAAUGUAUAUACCAUGACUAUCAACCUGCUAUAUAUCGACAACUACAUAUGUACUGAAACCACCGUGCAACUACCGACUAAUCGGAAUACCACUUCCCACUCUCCCCCGGCUAGUAGGGAAAUUCUUCGCACUCAACAAAGCACCCUUGACGCCUCGAAU
Molecule: messenger RNA, 1011 nt
Organism: Aspergillus glaucus CBS 516.65
Lineage: Eukaryota; Fungi; Ascomycota; Eurotiomycetes; Eurotiales; Aspergillaceae
Product: ankyrin repeat domain-containing protein
Exons: 2
Coding region: 1-669 (222 amino acids)
Molecular function (GO): protein binding
Source: RefSeq, a predicted model, not a curated record